Messenger RNA from Penicillium brevicompactum, 522 nucleotides. RefSeq names its product mitochondrial 54S ribosomal protein bL31m. Gene Ontology annotation, molecular function: structural constituent of ribosome. Gene Ontology annotation, cellular component: mitochondrial large ribosomal subunit. Lineage: Eukaryota; Fungi; Ascomycota; Eurotiomycetes; Eurotiales; Aspergillaceae. The coding region runs from base 1 to 522 and encodes 173 amino acids. The transcript has a single exon. The record is from RefSeq and is a predicted model, not a curated record. Gene Ontology annotation, biological process: mitochondrial translation.
AUGUCAAUGCACACCUCCCUCCGCCGCACCGCGGCCACCAUAACCACCUCAACAACCUCCAUCCUCCCUUCACGACUUCCGCAAUCGAGCACAACCUUCGUCUGCUCGCAAUGCCGCCACGCAACACUGCUCCGCCGCCCCAAGCGCCCUUACACCUUCACACAACUCAUCACCCUCUCUGACGGCAGCACCUUCACGCACCGCACGACCUCACCGGCGCCCGUCUACCGCUCCACGCGCGACACGCGCAACUCCGUCCUCUGGAACCCCUCCAGCAGCAAGCUGAUGAACGUCGAAGAUGACGAGGCCGGUCGUCUCGCUGCUUUCCGUGCUAAGUUCGGUCGCAGCUACGAUGCUGCUUCGGCGCCUGCGGAUGAGACUUCGCCUGAUGAGAAGAAGGACGCGGAGGCGGAGGCUAAGGCCGCCCAGGCUGAGGAGGAUAAUCUGCUUGAUUUGAUCAGUUCGUUCGGAAAGAGGCAGCCUCCUCCCCCGCCUGAGAAGAAGACUCCCUAUAAGAAAUAG